AUGGUCUCCAUGAAAGUACUCUCCCUGAGACAAGAUGAAUUUCUGACAACGCCGCCGCCGUUUCCAUUAUUGAUUAUUCUAACAAGUCUAAUUUGCGUGAGUUUCUGUGCUCCACAAGAUCUUUCGAAUCCAGAGCCAGCUAAGAUAAUACCUAUUGUCCGGCAACAACAAGAAGUGAAUGUUGAUGGAACAUAUGAAUACAGUUUUGAAACCGGAAAUGGAAUUAUCGGCGAAGAAAAAGGCUUUCUGAAAGAUAUAGGUAAAGAAGACGAAGCCCAAGUAGCUCAAGGUCGUUCUGAAUAUACCUCGCCGGAAGGUAUCCGCAUCGAACUCAACUAUAUUGCCGAUGAAAACGGUUUCCAACCUGUAGGUACUCAUCUACCAACUCCUCCGCCAAUACCGGAAGCAAUUCUGAAAGCUCUUAAGUUGAUAGCUUCCCAAGUGUCUAGACCUCAAAAAAGCUACCAAAACUCAAAAAUGGAAAAGAAUCAAUUGUUUGAAUGA
Diorhabda carinulata is the source of this 504-nucleotide messenger RNA. RefSeq names its product endocuticle structural glycoprotein SgAbd-2-like. The transcript is spliced from 4 exons. Gene Ontology annotation, cellular component: chitin-based extracellular matrix. NCBI's taxonomy places the organism in Eukaryota, Metazoa, Arthropoda, Insecta, Coleoptera, Chrysomelidae. The record is from RefSeq and is a predicted model, not a curated record. Bases 1 to 504 code for a protein of 167 amino acids. Gene Ontology annotation, molecular function: structural constituent of chitin-based larval cuticle.